GUGUCAUUUGUCAAAUGUCAAGUUCACGUUCACUGUUUCACGUUGUAAGCUGUUGUUUUCUUAUAACUUGAAAUUUAUCUACACGUAUCCCUUUAUUAAUACAUAAUGGCAAAUUUUACUGAAACGGCUAUACAAAAUAUUGGAAAGGUCCUAAACGAUCCAAACCGACCAAUGAAGGAAAGGUUUAGAGCACUAUUCACUCUCCGAAACAUUGGUGGAGAAACUGCAAUAAAUUGCAUCAGUGAGUGUUUCAAAGAUGAGUCAGUGCUGUUAAAACAUGAAUUAGCUUAUUGUUUAGGCCAGAUGCAAGAUAAAACAGCGAUACCUAUUCUCAGAGGAGUUCUAGAGGACAAAAACCAGGACCCAAUAGUACGACAUGAAGCAGGUGAAGCACUCGGAGCCAUAGGUGACCCCAACCUCAUAGACUUAUUAGAGAAAUACAAGAAUGACUCAGCUAUAGAAGUGGCGGAGACCUGUCAAAUAGCAUUACAAAGAUUGAGCUGGGUGGCACAGAGUAAUGAUGAAAAACUCAGUAGGAGUAAGUUCUUAUCGAUUGAUCCAGCGCCGCCAAGCACAGAGCAGGAUAUAGAGACCUUAAAGGGUACAAUGUUGGACGAAAGCAAAUCCUUGUUUGAGAGGUACAGAGCAAUGUUUAGUCUGCGUAACUUGGGUACUACAGAGAGUAUUAACGCUUUGGGAGAAGGUUUCAAAGCAAGCAGUGCUCUAUUCCGGCACGAAGUCGCCUUCAUCUUUGGUCAGAUGCAAGAUGAGCGUAGUAUUCCAUUCUUGAAGGAGACUCUAGAAGACACACAGGAACAUGAGAUGGUGCGGCAUGAAGCAGCUGAGGCUCUUGGGUCCAUCGCUACACCUGAAUGUACUGAAGUAUUGCAGAGGUAUCUCAAUGAUCCGAGACCAGUAGUUCGCGAAAGCUGUGAAGUCGCUCUUGAUAUGUCAGAAUAUGAAAAUAGCCCUGAAUUCCAAUAUGCUAACACUUUGUUGACUGUUGAGAGCUAGAUACAAUAUAGUAUAAUUCAAUAUAUAAUAUAUCAAUUUAAUAUUUUUGAGAUAGAGAGUAUUUAAUUUAAAAAUAUUCUUAAAAUUGUAGCAGUGUCCCAGUCUAUGUUAUCUAAAAAAGAUGAAAUUUUGGCGUAUUACCCGUGGUCCCCCCGCUAUGACCCACUGGUGGGUUUUAGGUGGUUUCGGUUUAAUUGAAUUGAUGAUUGAUAAGUAUUUUUAUGUAUUGUCUUUAAUUUAUUUUUAAUACUGCAUACUUGUUAAACAUUUUUUUUUCAAAAGAGCACAUAUUGUGUUACUUUUUGUUCAAAGAGAAUUUUUAUAACGAGAUUGUUGUAAAAUACGAGUAAAUUAUAAAUUAAAGUUUGUAUAUUAUUAUAUA
This is a messenger RNA of Colias croceus (clouded yellow), 1396 nucleotides long. RefSeq names its product deoxyhypusine hydroxylase (gene nero). The record is from RefSeq and is a predicted model, not a curated record. Lineage: Eukaryota; Metazoa; Arthropoda; Insecta; Lepidoptera; Pieridae. Gene Ontology annotation, molecular function: deoxyhypusine monooxygenase activity. The coding region runs from base 106 to 1014 and encodes 302 amino acids. Gene Ontology annotation, biological process: peptidyl-hypusine biosynthetic process. The transcript is spliced from 4 exons.